Molecule: messenger RNA, 1201 nt
Organism: Periophthalmus magnuspinnatus
Lineage: Eukaryota; Metazoa; Chordata; Actinopteri; Gobiiformes; Gobiidae
Exons: 4
Coding region: 1-837 (278 amino acids)
Biological process (GO): regulation of cell differentiation
Cellular component (GO): membrane
Source: RefSeq, a predicted model, not a curated record
AUGAACACUACAGGGAUACAUCAGGGGACGCUACGGAUGUAUGGUGGCUUCUUCUUCAAGCAGUGGAAGAAACGGUUUGUGCUCCUGACUCCUGAGGGCAGCCUGCUGGUUUGCCACAAUGCCACAUCUUCCCCUGAUCAGCUGGUGUCUCUGCAGAGUGACUGUGAGGCCAUUGCAGAGGGCAAAGACAUCCUCGACCUGCCCAAGUUACCCCCAGGCGGAAGUCGGAGCUGCUGCUUUGCUCUCAUACUCCACCAGAACAAGUAUCUUCUACUGCUCGCAGACAAUGCUGCAGACUGCAGUCAGUGGCUAAAUAUACUGAAAAAAGUGAAACAAGCCAUUCCCUGUAAGAGGCAUCAGGUGCCACCAAACAUCACUCUUAAAGAUUUGAGGUCGGAGCAGAUCCCAGACAGAGAUCCACUGACUCCUCCCAUCAGCAGUACAGAGGCCUCCUGCCCAGCAGCAGGAACCUGUGGGUCACCAAGAGAGGGGGGCAGGAAUGCUCUACGUUCUCAGCAGUACAGGGGACAUGCACAUUCAAUGGGAUGUCUGCGCCAUGGCACUAUCAACAAUGCCCAGGCCAUGAAGGCUGUGUACUUGCUGAUGGGAGGAGCUGCUGCCUCCUCAGCUUUGGGUUACCUUGGUGCAUGCUCCCCCUCUAAUCUGGAAGCCAAAGCUCCCGAUUUACCCCCCAACUCAGAUUUCGCUGGCAUAGACCCAACUGGGACGUACCACUCCAGCAGCCCGGGACUGGACUCUCCUCACUUUAACACCUUUGACUUUGAGAUGGCUGGCUCAGACUUUGAUGCCUUUGAUUGUGGGGGGUUUACUUUCUGAUUAUGUAAGUAUAUUUGUAUACAAUUUAGAUAUAAGGGCUCUGUUGUGGCAUUGAGGCUAUAGGCUACAUACUAAAAUACAGCAGGUCUACUUUUGAACCUAAUUAGGUUAUUCAUUUAUUCAUCUGUGGUUGCCUGAUGAUUGUUAUUGUCUCUCUAUUUUGUACUUAUCACAGUUGAUAAAUAAUUACCUGGACUUGAUAUGGGGCCAUAUCAUAGACUGUAUAGUUGUAGACUGUUUUUAUAUAUACAGUCUAUGGGCCAUAUCCAAAUGUUGCCUUUUAAAAUGUUUUUUGUUAUUCCACUGAGAGUUUCCAACAUACUGUAUACCGCAAUAAAACAUGAACAUAAAACAUUCACACCCU